This is a messenger RNA of Phycomyces blakesleeanus NRRL 1555(-), 747 nucleotides long. Its product is annotated as Homeodomain-like DNA binding domain-containing transcription factor. The record is from RefSeq and is a predicted model, not a curated record. The coding region runs from base 113 to 682 and encodes 189 amino acids. The transcript has a single exon. NCBI's taxonomy places the organism in Eukaryota, Fungi, Mucoromycota, Mucoromycetes, Mucorales, Phycomycetaceae.
UUUUUUUUUCAGUCUAUUUAUUUAUUUAUUUUAUAUAUUCCUUGAAAAUAUAGAUAGAAAAUACAAAUAUAAUAUCUAUUUUUCCGUAUAACUUUUUUACUUCUUUAACAAUAUGGAAUAUAACUACAUAAGACCGCCUAUGCCAGUUAUCUAUCCUCCAAAGCCUAUCCGGAAAAUCAGAAAGACGACCGAGUUUGAGAGAGGAAUGAUUAUCGGAAGGUUCAAGUGCAACAUGACCAUCACAGAUAUCUCUGAAGCAGAGGGUGUGCCUCGAGAGACAGUCAACCGUAUCAUCAACAAGUACCUUCACACUGGCUCAGUAACCGACCGCAAAAGCUCAGGCAGACCAAAAAUCAUCCAGGAAGAUGACGUAGACUGUCUGAGGGAGAUUUUGAACGAAGACCCCCAACAGACUUUGACCGAUAUUACAAAAAAGGUCUGCGAUUUGAAAGGCAGGUCAAUUAGUCCAGCGACUGUGCGAAAGCGGUUGUACGAGCUCGGCCUCCUGUCCUACGAAAGCCCACCAGGAUCCUCACCAGAUUCUACACCCAUAUCCAUGCUCAUGUCUCCACCUGUGCCUAUGCCUGUGUCUGCUACAUUACCUGUCUCUGAAAAUGCACAACCAUCAACAUCAACUUCCAUGUCCACAUCUUCAUCUUCCUCUACUCCCACACAUGAAUAAUGCUGACUAAACCCACUAAAAUAAAAUAUAUAUAAGAAUAAUAAUAAUAGUAUAAAAAAACAAAA